Perognathus longimembris pacificus (Pacific pocket mouse) is the source of this 6642-nucleotide messenger RNA. It is a transcript of the gene Fbn3, whose product is annotated as fibrillin 3. The record is from RefSeq and is a predicted model, not a curated record. Lineage: Eukaryota; Metazoa; Chordata; Mammalia; Rodentia; Heteromyidae. Gene Ontology annotation, molecular function: calcium ion binding.
AUGCAGUUUGGCACAUUUCGCAUAAGUGGGUGGGCCGACCCUCAACAACACCCGCCCCGGAGCAAUCCAGACAGGAGGGUGAACCGCCUGAGAGAGUUAGAGUGCAGUAUGAGCUGUAUGAAUGGCGGCAGCUGCCGAGGGGUGUCCUGUCUGUGCCAGAGAGGCUACACGGGCACUGUGUGUGGGCAGCCCAUCUGCAACCCUGGCUGUCAAAAUGGGGGUUGCUGUAUUGGGCCCAACCUCUGUGCAUGUGUGUAUGGCUUCUUGGAGUCCCACUGUGAAAAAGACUACUGGACAGGGCCCUGCUUCAGCCAGGUGGGCCCUAAGGAGUGCUACCACUGGCCAGUGGGCCGGUUCACCAAGGCACUCUGUUGUGCCACGAUGGGCCAGGCCUGGGGCCUUCCGUGUGAGCCCUGCCCCACACAGCCCCACCCCUGCCGCCGAGGCUUCAAUCCCAAUGUCUACACAGGAGCCUGUCAAGAUGUGGAUGAGUGCCAGGCCAUCCCAGGGCUGUGCCAGGGUGGGAGCUGCAUCAACUCUGUCCAUGCAGGUGUGGAGCACUGCCUCAGUGUGCCAGCCCGCUGCUCGUGGGCACCUGCAAGCACAGAGCAGGGGGCUACGUGUGCAUCUGUCCCCCUGGCCUGGUCAGCAGCCCUGACAGGGCCCAAUGCAUGGUGUGCCCGGCGCUUGCCAGGCACCAUCACCAAGGCUGAGUGCUGCUGUGCCAGCCCCGACCACAGGUUCGGGGACCCCUGUCUGCUUCCUGCCAAGAACUCUGCGGAGUUCCAGGCCCUGUGCCCCAGCGGACCUGGCAUCUUGGCGGAUGGGCUAGAUGAGUGGGACAUCAAUGAGUGCGCUCUGGACCCAGAGGUCUGCAGCAAUGGAGUGUACGAGGACCUUCCUGGCAGCUACAGGUGCAUCUGCAACCUGGAUUACCAGGCAGGCACCUCUGGCUGCACGGAUGUGAAUGAGUGUGCCCUCAACCCCCUCCUGUGUGACAAUGGGCAGUACCAGAAUAGCCUGGGCAGCUACAGCUGUUCCUGGCAGGGCUUCAGCUUCUGGCCAUACACAAAGACCUGUGAAGACAUAGAUGAGUGCCUGUCCAGUCUAUGUGUGCAUAGCAUGUGCCGAAACCUGGAGGGCUCCUAUGUGUGCGAAUGUGCCCCUGGCAGACAGCUGGGGCUCUCUGGAAUGGUGUGUGUAGACAGCACUAAAGGCACGUGCUGGCUGCACACCCAGGAUGGCCACUGCGAGGUGAACCUACCAGCCUAACUGCGAUCUGAAUGCUGUGCCACCCUGGGGGUCGCCUGGGGGAGCCCCUGUGAGCGCUGUGAGACCGACCCCACCUGUGCACAUGGCUUUGCCCACGUGAAGGAUCUCACCUGUGAAGAUGUGAACGAAUGUGACUCCUUCCCCAGGGUGUGUUCUAAGGGGUAGUGCCUUAACACCAAAGGCUCCUUCUGCUGCCAGUGUCCCCAGGGCUUGAUGCUGGAUGCCUUUGGCUGGCUGUGUGUGGACAUGAGGCUGGAGCCAUGUUUCCUGCAGUGGGACAAAGAUGACUGUGGGGUUCCCCUGCCUGGCAAGUACCAGAUGUAUGUUUGCUGCUGCUCCAUUGGGGCAUCGUGGGGAGCUGAGUGUGAAGCCUGCCCCGAGCCCAACUCCCCAGAGUUUGCCAGCCUGUGUCCUGGAGGGCCAGGCUUUGCCAGCCAGGACUUCCUACCUGGCCGGCCCUUCUAUAAAACCAUGAACGAGUGUAAGGCCUUCCUAGGGCUCUGUGUGCAUGGCACCUGCCACAACUCUGUGGGCAGCUUCCACUGCUCCUGUGCUGAGGGCUUUGCCCUGGACCCUCAGAAGAGGAACUGCACAGACAUGGAUGAGUGUGUCAUCUCCCCUAAUCUUGGCCAAGGCAUCUGCAUCAACACCCCUGGCAGCUUUGAGUGCAAGUGUUUUCCAGGCUACACAAGUGGCUUCAUGCUCAUGAAGAACUACAUGGGAGAGUGGCCUCCUGACCUAGAUGAGUGUGUGAGGGAGCCACUGCUGUGCCACAAAGGCAGCUGCACCAACACGAGGGGAGCUUCGAAUGCUGGUGUCCCCUAGGCUGACAGCCCAGGGCACCACCUGCGAAGGUAUGUGUGUUAGUGUGACCAUGUCGACGAGUGUACCCUGCGGGACGGCUUGUGUCCCCACGGCCAGUGCGUCAACCUCAUAGGCGCCUUCCGCUGCAUUUGCCACGCAGGCUUUCAGGACGCAACUGAGUCUCAGGGCUGCCAGGAUAUCGAUGAGUGCCAGGUGGGAAAUGUUGACUGCGAGGUGCAGUGCGCGAACACUGAGGGCAUUCGGUGCAUUUGUGGACAGGGCUACACACUGAUGCCCAAUGGGAGGGCAUGCGUGGAUGUGGACGAGUGUGUGGAAAACGCGGUCGUCUGUGGCUAAGGCCAGUGCAUCAACAAGCCUGGCAGACACGGCUGCCUGUGCAACGAGGGCUUCACAGCCACACCUGACCCAGAGACCUGUGUUGAUGUGAAGGAGUGCAACCUGAACCCUCACCUCUAUCUCCACGGGAACUGUGAGAAUACAAAGGGAUCUUUUGUCUGCCACUGCCAGCUGGGCUAUAUCAUCAGGAAGGGGGCCACAGGCUGCUCUGACCUGGAUGAAUGUGAGCUGGGCCAGCACAGUUGUGACAGCCAUGCCUCCUGCCUCAACAUCCCUGGGAGUUUCAGCUGCAGGUGCCAUCCAGGCUGGGUGGGGGAUGGCUUUGAAUGCCAUGACAUGGAUGAAUGCACCACCCUAGAGCAUCACUGCAGCCCCAGAGCUGACUGCCUUAGUAUCCCUGGGAGUUAUCGCUGUGGCUGCUUCCCAGGAUUGGCUGGGGAUGGAGUCUCCUCUGCAGACAGGGACAAAUACGCAAAGGACAUGGAUCUCUUUGAGAAUGGCCACUGCCUCAAUGUCCUGGGUGGGUACUGCUGUGAAUGUGAGAUGGGCUUCAGUCCUAUUGAGGACCAUAGAGCUUGCCAGGAUGUGGAUGAAUGCACACUUGAGAUACUGUGUGUGCCUGGGAGCUGUGGGAACCUGCCAGGCACGUUCCACUGCCUCUCUGAGGAUGGCUAUGAGCUAGACUGUGGUGGCAGUCACUGCACAAAUGUCAACGAGUGUGCAGAUCCUGAGAAUUGCAUCAAUGGACAUUGCAUCAACACUCCCAGCAGCUAUCUCUGCAACUGCCCCCAGGAUUUCAAGCUGAACCCCAGUGGAGUGGCCUGUGUGGACACCCGGGCUGGGAACUGUUUUAUGGACAGGCACAGCCGAGGGGAUGGUGGUGUCUCCUGUAGUGCUGAGGUUGGAGUUAGGGUCACCCGAGCCUUCUGCUGUUGCUCCCUGUGCCGAGCCUGGGGCAACCCCUGUGAACUGUGUCCAAUGGGAAACACAAAUGAAUAUAAGACCCUGUGCCCGGGCGGUAAGGGCUUCCGGCCCAACCCCAAUACUCUCAUUCUGGAAGACAUUGAUGAAUGCUAGGAACUGCCUGGGCUAUGUCAGGGAGGUAACUGUGCCAACACCUUCGGCAGCUUCAAGUGUGAAUACCCACGCGGGUACCACCUCAGUGAAGACACCUGUGUUUGCAAGGAUAUUGAUGAGUGUGCCACACAGUUGGGUGUCUGUGGCCCGGAAACAUGCUACAACACCCUGGGAAACUACUCCUGCAUCUGCCCUGCAGAGUACCUGCAAGUCAAUGGCGGCAACAACUGUAUGGAUAUGAGAAAAAGCAUGUGCUUUCGCUAUUAUAAUAAUGGCACCUGUAGGCACAAGCUGGCCUUCAACAUCACUCAGAAGAUGUGCAUCUGCUCCUACAACAUUGGCCAGGCAUGGAACAGACCUUGCAAAGCCUGCCCCAUAACUACCAGCUCUGACUACCAGGUCCUGUGUGGGAGCCAAGCCCCUGGCUUUGUCACUGACCUGCGCACUGGGAGGCCUUGUGAUAUUGAUGAAUGCAGGGAGAUCCCAGACAUCUGUACCCAUGGCAUCUGUGUCAACCAGGCUGGGAAAUUCCACUGCGAGUGCUCUAUGGGCUUCAAGUACCACAGCGACUUGUUGGCCUGUGAAGAUGUGGACGAGCGUGGCUCCACAGAGAGUCCUUGUGGGAGGAAGAAAUCCUGUGUCAACAUCCCUGGCAGCUACUACUGCGAGUGUGCCCAAGGAUUCAAACAGACACCCAGAGGAGCCUGCAUGGGACAGAAUGAAUGCCAGGAGAUCCCAAAUGUCUGUGAUCAUGGUGACUGCAUGGACACAGAGGGCAGCUACAUGUACCUGUGUCACAGUGGUUUCUAGGCCUCAGUGGACCAGACCCUGUGCAUGGAUGAGAGUGAAUGUGACCGGUUGCCAUGUGGGAAUGGAACCUGUAAAAAUACCAUUGGCUCCUACAGCUGCCACUGCUUCCUGGGCUUCAAAGCCUCACACAGUGGAGACUGUGUGGAUACUGACGAGUGUACCACCUUGAUGGGUCAGGUGUGCCAGUUUGGCCAAUGUGUCAAUAUAGCCGGCUCUUUCCUCUGUAUCUGCCAGGAUGGCUUUGAGCUUACAGCUGAUGGGAGGAAUUGUAUGGACACCAAUGAAUGUAUGAACCAUGCAGAAUCCUGCCUGCCAGGCACCUGCCAGAACCUCCAGGGCUCCUUUCACUGCCUCUGCCCUCUGGGGUUCCAGAUGCAGAGGGAGCACUGUGUGGACAUCAGUGAAUUCUUGGAAGAGCCCAACAUCUGCCCCUUUGGUACCUGUACCAACAGUCCUGGGAGCUUCAUGUGCUUCUGCCCACCUGGUUUUGUCCCUUCUGACAAUGGGCACCUUUGCUUUGAUAUAGAUGAGUGUGCAGAGGGGCUGCAGGAUUGCCAUGCUCGAAGCAUGCUGUGCAAGAAUGCCAUUGGCACCUUUGUAUGUGUCUGUCCCCCAGGAAUGCGGCCCCAGUCUGGAUCUAGAGAUGGCUGCACAGAUGAGGAUGAAUGCCAGGAGCAGCCCAACCUCUGUGCCUCUGGCUGCUGCAUUAACACAAUGGGCAGCAUCCACUGUGAAUGUGACCAAGGCUCACCCAGUCCUGCCCUCACUGAGUGCCAAGACACCCGGCAAGGGCUUUGCUUCACUGAGGUGCUGCAGGCUGUGUGCCAGGUUGAGUCCGGCAGCAAUGAGACUGUGCCCCAGGCAGCAUGUUGCUGUGGUGGAGAUCGGGGCUGGGGGCCUCAGUGCGAGCCCUGCCCUCUGCCUGGCACCUCCACCUUCUGGAAACUGUGUCCCCACAGCUCAGGCUACACCACCGAGGGACGAGAUGUGGAUGAGUGCCAUGUGCUUACCUACCUGUGUUUCCAUGGUGAGUGCAUUAACACCAUUGGCUCUUUCCACUGCCACUGCCAAACUGGGUACACACCAGGUGCUGCUGCCACUGCCUGCCUAGAUGUGGAUGAAUGCAGCCAGGACCCCAAGCUCUUCCCCUUCCUCUGCAAAAACACAGAAGUCAGUUACCUGUGUGCCUGUCCCCGUGGCUACUGCCUGGAGGAAGAUGGCAGGACCUGCAGAGAUAUGGACGAGUGCUCCUCCAGGUACCACAACUGCCAGUUUGUCUGUGUCAACACCAUCCGUGCCUUCUCCUGUCGCUGUCCUCCUGGCUUUACCCAGCACUACCUGGCUUGCUUCGACAAUGACGAGUGCUCGUCCCAGCCUGGCCCAUGUGGCAGCCAAGGCUGCUGCCACAACACUCCAGGCAGCUAUCACUGUGAGUGCUACCAAGGCUUCACCCUGGACAGCUCUGGCUGCAGCUUCGAAGAUAUAAAUGAAUGUGAUGGGCCCCAUCGCUGUCGGCAUGGCUGUCAGAAUGAGCUAGGAGGCUAUUGCUGCAACUGUCCCCAGGGCUUUACCCAGCAUUCCCAGUGGGCCCAGUGUGUGGGUGAAUGAAAUGAGUGUGCAUUGUUACCUAUGGCCUGUGGCAGUGCUUCCUGCCACAACACACUUGGUGGCUUCUAUUGUGUCUGCCCUUCUGGCUUCAACUUCAAUCAGGCCCUUGGAUGUGGAUGUGGCUGCCAGGAUGUGGACGAGUGUGCUGGACAGGACAGCCCCUGCAUCUAUGGCUGUGUCAACACACCUGGUGGCUUCCUGUGUAGCUGACCCCAAGGAUACUUCCGGGCUCAUCAGGGGCAUUGUAUCUCUAGCCUGGGCUUUAGCCAUGAACCCCAGGACACCUCAGAUGAGAACAAGGCAUUUUCAUCUGAGGCUUGCUAUGAAUGCAACAUCAACAGCCUCUCCCCUCAGGACCGGCCACGGCAUAGCCCUCAUGACUACCAGGUCAGCCUCACCACCUUUGACACAGAAGUACACCUGACUUUGAGCCUGAACCUCUCCCGACUGGGCCAGGCCCAGCAUAUUCUGGGGCUGCAGCCAGCCCUGGAGGGCCUGGCAGGUCGGGUUCACUAUGUCAUCUCCCACGGCAACCAGCAAGGUUUCUUCCGCAUGCAGCACCAGGGCAGCCUUAGCUUUCUGCGAGUGGGGUGCCGGAGGCCCCGGCCUGGGAUGUACCAGCUGGAGGUAGUGAGCAUGCCCGAACCCCAGGGUGCCUGGCCAGGUCCAGUGGGCCAGGCAUUGCAGCUCAAGGUGCGGUUGCAGCUGCUCUAG